Pyrus x bretschneideri (Chinese white pear) is the source of this 402-nucleotide messenger RNA. RefSeq lists its product as uncharacterized. Lineage: Eukaryota; Viridiplantae; Streptophyta; Magnoliopsida; Rosales; Rosaceae. The transcript is spliced from 3 exons. The record is from RefSeq and is a predicted model, not a curated record. The coding region runs from base 1 to 402 and encodes 133 amino acids.
AUGCUUAAUACCGUGAAUGAACCUGCAAAAGAUGAGCCAUUUGAAAUACAUGCUCGACCUGCUAGGCUUGGACUAGGUGCUGUAGUUCCCCGGCCAUCCAAAUUUGUACCUUCAAAUGAUCCCCUUGAAAGGAAAUUACAUUACAAGUUGGAUGCCGCAAGAAGAAAUGCUGCCAAAGUUGCGGAGGAGUCUGCACUAGCUGCUAGAGAUUAUGACGAUGAUGAUGAUGAAGACGACAGCAGAACCAGUGCGUUUGCAAAGAAAAGACCGGCAGCUCCAGUAACCCCAUCUCUACGGGCGAAGAAAAGGCAAAAAGAGUUUCCGAGUUCUUGCAGACCGAAUAUUGGUUCCCAAGCUAUCAAGGACUUUCAGGUGAUGACUGCUGCUCCGGGCGCCCCGUGA